Messenger RNA from Trypanosoma theileri, 363 nucleotides. Its product is annotated as surface protease GP63. Lineage: Eukaryota; Euglenozoa; Kinetoplastea; Trypanosomatida; Trypanosomatidae. Gene Ontology annotation, biological process: proteolysis; cell adhesion. The transcript has a single exon. Gene Ontology annotation, molecular function: metalloendopeptidase activity. The annotation marks the transcript as partial. Gene Ontology annotation, cellular component: membrane. The record is from RefSeq and is a predicted model, not a curated record.
CUUCUCAAUAAGAUUCUUCCUGCAGCAAUCAAUUUACACAGCGAUAUUCUUCUCGUUAAGCAGUUGGAAACUCCCUUCAAGGUGCCGGAUUUUGGCAAAACUCUUUGCUCUCACUUCACAGUUCCAACUACUCACAUCAGUGAGGGUGUUGAAGACGCAUAUAUGGUGCUGUACGUUGCCGUUGGACCCUCAAAAGGUCUGGAUGAUAACUACAACACUAGUGGAAAUGAAUUUCUUUGUUGUGGUGAAAGGAAAAACAUUCCUACUGAAAGAGUAUUAAUAGGAGGUGUACACAAAGCCAUGUGCAUGGGAUUACUGCUAUUCUACAGAGGGGAAAAACAACUACAGGAAGUGAAUCACUGA